AUGGACUCUUCAGCUGGCCCUUCUGAAUAUGUGUCUUUGGUCUCGGGCGAUGGAUUUGAAUUUGUCAUUCCCCGCAGCACGGCUCGUAUCUCAGGGACUUUACGUCGGAUGUUGGAAACUUCUAGUAGAUUCGCCGAGGCCCAGUCAGCGCGCUGCGAACUGACGAAUAUCAGCGGGAUAGUCCUGGAGAAGGUCUGCGAGUACCUUUGUUACAAUGAAAAGAACAAGAAUGAGAUAAACGUUCCGGAUAUGGACAUUCCCCCAGAGCUGUGUCUGGAGUUGCUGAUGGCCGCGGACUAUCUGGAUGCGUGA
Aspergillus alliaceus is the source of this 312-nucleotide messenger RNA. RefSeq names its product elongin C. The record is from RefSeq and is a predicted model, not a curated record. The coding region runs from base 1 to 312 and encodes 103 amino acids. Gene Ontology annotation, biological process: ubiquitin-dependent protein catabolic process. NCBI's taxonomy places the organism in Eukaryota, Fungi, Ascomycota, Eurotiomycetes, Eurotiales, Aspergillaceae. Gene Ontology annotation, cellular component: elongin complex. Gene Ontology annotation, molecular function: protein-macromolecule adaptor activity. The transcript is spliced from 2 exons.